Molecule: messenger RNA, 1989 nt
Organism: Seriola dumerili (greater amberjack)
Lineage: Eukaryota; Metazoa; Chordata; Actinopteri; Carangiformes; Carangidae
Gene: naf1
Product: H/ACA ribonucleoprotein complex non-core subunit NAF1-like
Exons: 9
Coding region: 54-1295 (413 amino acids)
Biological process (GO): box H/ACA snoRNP assembly; ribosome biogenesis; pseudouridine synthesis
Cellular component (GO): sno(s)RNA-containing ribonucleoprotein complex
Molecular function (GO): RNA binding
Source: RefSeq, a predicted model, not a curated record
CAGAGUUCCAUGAGGUUGUUCGCUACCCGGGUUUGGUAGCUUCUCAAACACAGAUGGAUGAAAAACUAUUCAAGGAAAAUGGAGAGACUUUACCGACACAGGAGGAGGAGAUGGAGGUUACCGAGACAACACAACCUGUUAGUCUCACUGUAACCUCUGACGGUGAGGACCUGUCAAAUACACAAACACAGUCGGAGGAAAAACAAGCUGUACUUACAGACUCUACUGCAGUGUUGCUUUCUUUGACCACUGUGUGUAAGACAGAGGAGUGUGAUGAUGAUGACUCCGAGGAUUCAGACAGUGACAGCUCCUCCUCUUCCUCCUCAUCGUCCUCUUCUUCCUCGUCCUCCUCUUCUCCCUCUGCCCCAGUAUUUGAGGAUGACGACGAUGAGGGUUUCAGCCAACCAGCCCCCAUCAAAACCAGAGACGAAGUCCUGCUCGAGGAGCUGCCAGCAGUAGAGGAGGUGUGUGUGUCGUUACCAGAGGAUGCAGAGCUGCAGCCUGUAGGAACAGUCUCCAGUAUCAUACAGCAGCUUGUGAUCAUCCAGUCUCUGAAAGACACGCCCCCUCUGACUGAUGACAGCAUCAUCUUUACGUCUGAUAGGCAGGCGGUGGGCAAGGUGUUCGAGGUGUUCGGUCCAGUCACCAGCCCACUGUACAUUCUGCGUCUGAACUCACUGGAUCAGAUAAAGACCAAGCAGCUGACGGAAGGAAUGACUGUUUAUUACGCACCAGCCAUCAAAGAGUACACAGGAUACAUCCUCACACAACAACUUAAACUUUUAAAGGGAUCUGAUGCAUCCUGGAAGAACGAUCAGGAACCACCUGAAGAGGCUUUAGAUUACAGUGAUGACGAGAAAGAGCAGGAGGCAAAGAGGAAGGUGAAAAACUCCAAGAAGAGGCGGGAUAAUAACAAUACAGAUAAUCCUGCCCAAAUUAUCCAGAACACUUUGCAGCAGCAGCAGCACCGUGAUGUCAGGGGUUUCCCACCAAGACACGCAGGGCCUUCAUUCAGGCACCAGAACCCGAGGAACAAACAUCCUCCAUUCAGACACACACACACACACACACUAUCCCAACACACACACGUGCCUCCCAUGAACCUCCCGCCUCUCUGCCCUUACCCUCCUCCCCUUCCUCACCAUUUUCCCCCACCCAGCUUCCCUUUCUAUCCUCCUCCUCCGUCUUUCUUCAAUCCAUCCUUCUCCUCUCCUCUCUGGCCGCCAAACUCUUUCCCUUACUCUGAUCUCCCCCCCCCUCCUCCCCCCCCCCCUCCUCCUCCUCCGCCUCAGUGACGCCUAACAGACACUCCGUAAGUGUACACACACUUCCUUCGGUGAGUUUAUGUUUUGGUCUUGUUAGAAGAACGUGUCGUCUGUCUUUUGACUGUCGGACGGACACAUCAUCCACAUGUAUCAAUCAUGUUUAUCAGUCUGCAUCGUCACGGAUUAUAAAAUAAAAUGUAAACUUCAAGUAGCUGAUGGGGCCAAGUGAUGGAACCACCUACUGUUGUGUUUUUAAGUUUAUGAUUUAAAACUUUAUUCUAAUUAUCUCGACCUCCUGUGGGAACAAGGAAAGUCGCCCCUGAUCAAAAUCAACUUUUAUUUUCUUUUUAUUACGUGCUGUUUACACCUUGUUCACACACAUUUACUGAAACACUGGAGAAGCUUUGUGAAGUUUGUGAAAUAUCACUUGUGACAACCAGUCACACGUGUUUGGAUUUCUUCAUGAAACCACUGAGCUGGUGGGACUUAUGAAAGAACCCAUGUGAGGAAAUGCAUCAAUCGGGAGUUCCUCUUUCACCAGUUUUAUGAAAAACUGCAGAACAACAGCUGAGUGUGUAAAUGGCAUGCCCACAGUGUAAGUACAUGUGUGUGAACGAGGUGUGAGCUCUACAUGUUUCUCUUGACCUCUCUGGCCCUGUUCAGACCUGGUAUUAACGUCUGUCUCAGGUGAUCCAAUCACCAGUGGACAGCUUUAAGUUCAGGU